Ceratotherium simum simum (southern white rhinoceros) is the source of this 408-nucleotide messenger RNA. The record is from RefSeq and is a predicted model, not a curated record. NCBI's taxonomy places the organism in Eukaryota, Metazoa, Chordata, Mammalia, Perissodactyla, Rhinocerotidae.
CCCUUCUUCCCAGACUUAACUACCAGCCUCAAGCGUUUUUAACUCUCUCCCCUCCAGCUUCUAGCGCCAGAUACCACCUAGAAAGGACAGAGGGGCGCCGCCUCAGCUCCUGCAAUGUGCCAGGUGGAGUUUGAGAUGGCCUGUGCUGCUAUCAAGCAGUUGAAGGGACCUGUGAGUGAUCAAGAGAAACUGUUGGUGUACAGCUUCUACAAACAGGCCACCCAGGGCGACUGCAACAUCCCUGCCCCGCCCGCCACAGACGUGCAAGCCAAGGCCAAGUGGGAGGCAUGGAACGAGAACAAAGGGAUGUCCAAGAUGGACGCCAUGAGGAUCUAUGUUGCAAAAGUGGAAGAGCUGAAGAAAAACGAUACUGGUUAAGGAGGACAGAGUGUCAGUCAGAAUGAAGUA